Molecule: messenger RNA, 1494 nt
Organism: Mitosporidium daphniae
Lineage: Eukaryota; Fungi; Microsporidia
Exons: 1
Coding region: 1-1494 (497 amino acids)
Source: RefSeq, a predicted model, not a curated record
AUGUUUAUGGGUCUAUGGACCUCAUUUUUGUUUUCUAUAUUCUCUUUGCUCGUAUAUCCCUCUUGGGUCUCAUCACGCUACUUGCAUAGGGAAUGUGACUCUAAGGAUGAUUUGGGAUACUUCUCCAUAAGAGACUGCUUUUAUAUUGAAAAUAAAGCAGCAUCCGUUAUUUUAACAUCAGGACAUUUUAGUGAGGAUCACAAUCUCGGUGCCAUCAUCGCAGUCGAAAGGUCUACAAACAAGAAAAUUUUUAACGCGUCUUCGCUCAUAUGGUACCUUUCUCCAAAAACAGGCCAAUUAUUCAAUUUAUGGGAGGAUAUGUUUCGGAUGGAGCCCUUUUCUCAAGGUCCACACCCACGAUAUAUUUGUCUGCGGCCAAGAACGCUAGAACACGAAGAGCGAUCUUCUUGGGUUAUCGAAGAAGAUCCAAUCGCAACAGAAAGUGAUUCUAAACUGUUGGUGAGACACGAGGCAUCUGGUCGUAUAUUAACAUUUAAUGGAGUAAAUCGCUCAGUUUCUCUUGAACCACACAGAGAAUUCAUCGGCAAGGGUGGUCUUUCUGCUGUUGCCCACACUUGCGAGCCAUUUCGCCUUAAACAUGCAUCUUCUUUUUACCAAAAGCCUAUGGAAGAUUCUCUAACCACGUAUAGAUCUUCAAUCACCGAUCAGCGAUGGAGUUUUGUGCCAUUUGCCGAAUCUCUCUUUAUGAUCAUAACACAAAGAAAGAAUAACAGCUAUUUGGCGAUCUCUGACAGUCAUACUACUAUCAAUGGUACAAGAAGAGUGACGACAGCAGCGCUAGAUAUUGAUGAUCCGCGGCAAAUUUGGUUCACUGAAUUUACAUCCCAAAUGGGUGAUAGUGAAGUGAUAAGGAACUUGGCGACCGGACAGAUCCUCGACGCAGCAAUUAAUGAUAAUGAAGAGAAUUCGGAUCCUUUUUUCGACUUGCCAUCUCGAAACGACUUUCUCGGUAAUGAUGAUGAAGAGGAAGAAGAGGAAGAAGAAGCAGAGUCCUAUAAAAAAGAUUCUAUAUACCUCGUCACUUGCCCUUUUUUUCGCUCCUGCAAAAAUUACAGUGAAUAUCCAUUCUGGAAUUUUGAUUUUUUCCUGAAACGAUUUUCCAUCCAUCUACCAGAUCUUGUGAAAAGACAAUCAGAGCAAAGAAACCCAUCCGUCACGUUCUCCAGUGGUCGACUUGUACAAAAAAAGAGCAAGGAAAAACGCAUGGCCGAUGCACUUUCGUUUAUGGAUCCAAACAGCAAAGAGACAUGCAUAUCUCUGCGUCUCCAUAAGGAUAUCUCCAACUUUGCCAUUUCAUUAAAGCAAGAGGAGGGGAAUGCGUUAAUGCUGGAGCAUGUUAUUGACAAAUAUUUGCCAGAUGGUACUAUCGAUAAAGCCAAAAUUCCCUCACGCCAGUACUGGGUGCGCUUGCCUCUAAAUGAAGCGGACGACCCUAUGGCCUUAGCUGCUCUCACCAGUGGAAAAAUGAACUAA